AUGACCCUGAAGUACCUCCUAACCCCAGUUCAUCCCUUUACUCCUGAGUCACAAAGGAUUGGGCAAAGACUAGAAACUUUGCAUAUCAACACUAACACCCAAUCCGCAGAACUCUCUCUACAGGAUCGUACAAAUCUGUGCCAGAUAUUAGGGAACUUUGACACUAAUGCUUCACCCGUAAGCCUUAACAGAUUGGAAGCUGUAGUACAGUAUAAUUUGGGCAAUAGGGAUGCUUGUGCGCUCCUUAGCUGCAACGGGAGCCAUGCACUAUGUGAAAAACUGCAGCCACCUGUCACUAUCGACAAAGGACCAUCUCCUGAGAUUAACUCAAAUUGGGGAAACUCAGCAGAUAGAAUGAAGGAAUUGCAACGCAUAAUGGGUGGAAGAGAUACUAGAGGUACAAAUGCCCUAGAAAAUGCCAAAUUUAGGAGGGGUGAUGACCCAGUCCUAUUUUGUAGUGAGUAUUUGUGCCUGUAUAGGGUUACAUACAGUUGUCCUGAUAUGCCUCCUGACAGCAGUUUUUUGUACUCUAUGGCUAAUAAACGCACGUUUGUGGAUUACCAUACGGAAAUUUCACUAAGGAAUGCCAGUACAUAUCAAACAUUUAUAAAUAUAUUAAGAGAUUGGAUUCAGGAGACCAAAUCAAGACAAUAG
Nanorana parkeri is the source of this 654-nucleotide messenger RNA. RefSeq names its product posterior protein-like. The record is from RefSeq and is a predicted model, not a curated record. NCBI's taxonomy places the organism in Eukaryota, Metazoa, Chordata, Amphibia, Anura, Dicroglossidae.